This is a messenger RNA of Bactrocera oleae (olive fruit fly), 7322 nucleotides long. It is a transcript of the gene drpr, whose product is annotated as multiple EGF like domains draper. The record is from RefSeq and is a predicted model, not a curated record. Gene Ontology annotation, cellular component: membrane. Gene Ontology annotation, molecular function: scavenger receptor activity; protein binding. Lineage: Eukaryota; Metazoa; Arthropoda; Insecta; Diptera; Tephritidae.
UUGCUUAAACUUUUUAUCUGAAAAUGAAUUCUAGGCAAAAUCUUUGUUUACCUAUCAACCGCCACAUUUACAUUCUUUCUAACUUCGAAAUUCGAUGAUUCAAGAUGUUCUACUAAGGGCUGUAUACACGAAGAUCCCAAAUGUGUUGUGGCGAUGUGAUGGGUUCGAGUUUUUGUGAAUUGCUAUGUAAAAUUGUUAAAAUAUUUUUUUUUUUGAAAUAGUUAUUAUAAGUAAAAAAGUACCAACUCAUCUUCGAAAGAAAUUUCUUUAAUAUGUUAAAUCAAUCAUCGUAAGUAAUUAAUAACUAAGCCUUAACAGAAAAUAAUAUGGCAACCUCAAUGAAAAUGCGGAAAGAAAAACAAAGAUUAAAUUGACAGUGAUGUCAAAUGAAACAAAUACAUUUUCAGUUUAUUCUUUGAUCGGCCGAGUGAAUGUGGUUUAAUUUUUCGCACAUUUCAAAAGUUAUCAAAUAUAGUAUAUAGAUGUGAGUAAUUGAUUUCAGUUUGAGUGCGUGAAGUAAAAUGACUAUGCUUGUAGUUGUGCAAAAACAUCGGUAAAAUAAAUUUAAUCUAUAAAAGUUGGAAUUUUAUUAAUCAAAUAUAAAACCUGUGGAAAACCGGUUUAGUGUCUGCUGCAUAGCAUUGUUUGCUUUUUUACUGCUGGAAAAAAUCUGCAAUGAUGCUGUAAUAUACAAAAAUAACGCGAAAUUACUAAUAAGUCAAUAAAAGAUUGGUGAAAAGUGUUAAGAGUAUGCAAAGAGAAAGCAAAUCUCUAAAUGUAAACUAAAUAUUUAAAUAACAAAGGCAUUUUUAUAUAAACAAUUAAACCAUUGCUAAGUGAAUAUAAAAUUUACAUAUUAUGCAUGUGGUAUGCAGUGACGUUGCAUGUUAUGCCUGUAUACUCGUAUGUGUGCUGCCGACAGCCCAUUGAAUCAUCAACGCGUUUCUAAAGCCAGAUAAAAGCUGGAACUAUGCUGCAAAUAAUUUAAUCAUCUGGAGCAAUUGCGACUUUAUCACCGCACUGCUAAGUUAAUAUAAAUAUACAUACACAUAUAUACGCGUGUAUGUAUCUGUACGCAUAUAUAAUAUUUAUAUAGCAUCAGAGUCAGUCUACUUUUCGUUCUCUCUAUCAAAACAUUGGCGCAUCCGCCAAACGCUCAACGCAAAAUGUCAGCAAUAACAGUAACUUAUUGCAAAUUAUUUUCGCAACUCGUCAUAUUGUUGAGCAUAAUCAACAUUGUCUAUUCGAAUGAUAUGCUAGUCAGUCUAUCUGAGGGGUUGGAUGGACCCAAUGUUUGCAAGAAGCGUGAGAAUUAUCCCGUCGAAGUAACAACCACCGAAUUGCAGUCAUAUCAGGAGCGUCAAACGGUUUGGUGUCUUAAUGUGCCCCCGCGCUGCUCCUCAUAUCAAAUAAAACAUCGUACGGUUAAUAAAACGCGUACACUUAUGAAAACGCGCAUAGUGCGCGCUUGCUGUGAUGGUUACACUGAAAACCCGAACGGCGAUGGCUGUAUACCGAAGUGUACACACGACUGCGAACAUGGCAAAUGUAUCGCACCGGAGAAGUGUAAAUGCGAACAAGGCUGGGGUGGCGAUACCUGCGAUUUAAAUUGUCCAGCGGGUUAUUGGGGACGUGAUUGCAGCAAGCAGUGCGACUGCUUGAAUAAUGCCACCUGUGACCCGGCUACCGGCGAAUGCGAGUGCGCCAAAGGAUAUCAGGGGGAGAAGUGUGGCGACACAUGUCCGCCAGAUCAUUACGGUGCCAAGUGUAUGGAGGAGUGUCGCUGUGAGAAUGGCGGCAGCUGUCAUCACAUUUCGGGCGAAUGCAGUUGUGCACCCGGUUAUACGGGGCCAUUAUGUGAGAGUUUAUGUCCAGACGGCAAACACGGUGUGCAGUGCAAACAAGAUUGUCGCUGUCAGAAUGACGGCACAUGCGAUCCGCGCAGUGGCGCUUGCCUGUGUCCGCCCGGUUGGACGGGUGACGUUUGCGCCAAUAAAUGUCCGAUUGGUUUCUAUGGCGCACAGUGUAAGGAGCAAUGCGAAUGUUUCAAAGGUGGACCGUGUCAUCACAUCAGCGGCCGCUGUGAAUGCCCACCUGGCUAUUUGGGUGAGCUGUGCUACGACGAGUGUCCGCUCAACACUUACGGCUUGAAUUGUACGGAGAAAUGCAAGUGUCAGAAUGAUGGCGCCUGUGACAAGGCGACAGGCGCUUGUGAAUGUGCGCCCGGCUGGAAAGGCGAUGAUUGCAGCGAACGCAUUUGCACAUUCGACAAGUACGGCGACGAUUGUAAUAAGACGUGUGAUUGUGAUGCGCUCAACACGCACUACUGUCAUCCGGUGACGGGCAAGUGUUACUGCCAGAAUGGCUGGAGCGGCGCACAAUGUAAUCGACCAUGUCCGUUCCUGAAGUAUGGACCGAGUUGUGAAUUGAAUUGUGAGUGUGCGAAUUCGGCGCGUUGUUCGCCCGUCAAUGGCACGUGUAUAUGCGCGCCAGGCUAUCAGGGUGAGCGUUGCGAGGAGCGCUGUCCGGAGGGACGUUACGGACAGGAUUGCGCACAGAAAUGCGAUUGUCGGAAUGGCGCUUUGUGCUCACAUGAGACGGGUCAAUGCAGCUGCACCGCCGGUUGGCGCAACAUCAAAUGCGAUCGUCCGUGCGAUCUGAAUUAUUAUGGUGAAAAUUGUAAAUUUAAGUGUAAUUGCUAUAAUAAUGCCGGCUGUAAUCCACAAAAUGGCACUUGCACUUGCGCCCCCGGUUGGAUGGGUGAGAAGUGCGAUCAGAAAUGCGAGCCGUUCACCUUUGGUCUCGGCUGCGAGUUGCAAUGCGAAUGUGAUGUGAAUAAUACGAUCGCCUGUGAUUCUGCGAGCGGGAAGUGUGUCUGCAAGCAGGGUUUGGGAGGUGUACAUUGCGAAACCAAUUGUCCCGUUGGCUAUUAUGGUGAAAAUUGUGAUCAAGUUUGCAGAUGCCUGAACAACUCUUCCUGCGAUCCCGAUACUGGACGUUGUAUUUGUGCGGCUGGCUGGACUGGCAUUGACUGUUCAGAGCCGUGUUCGCAUGGCUUCUUCGGCGUUGGCUGUAAGGAACGCUGUCCCGAUUCGGCGCAAAAUAAUACCAGCUGCGAUCACAUUACCGGUGAGAUUGUCUGCCGUCCCGGCUAUAUUGGUUUGACCUGUAAGCAUCCCUGUCCGAACGGUUACUAUGGUCCUGGCUGUAAGAAUAAAUGUCAUUGUGAAAAUGGCGGCGAGUGUAAUCACGUAUCCGGCCAAUGCUUGUGCUUGCCGGGUUGGACUGGCGCCAAUUGUAACAUUUCUUGUCCGGAUGAAUACUACGGUCCCAAUUGUGCACAACACUGUCGUUGCCAAAAUGGUGGCACUUGUCGCAAGAAUGAUGGUUUCUGUGUUUGUCCAGCCGGCUGGAUGGGUACACGUUGUGAAGAAGUCUGUCCCGAAGGUUUCUACGGCAAACACUGCAUCACUCAAUGCGAAUGUCCAUCACAGAACUUCGUCUGCCACAUUGCUGUCGGCUGUGUUUGCCGCAAGGGUUAUACCGGCGACAAUUGUGAUAGGCUGUUGGCGGAAGAACGCAUACAAGAGGCACAGGCGGGAUCCAAUCGUUCAGCCGUCAUCUGGGGUUCAUUCAUAUUCCUCAUUUUAUGCGGCAUAAUUAUGGCACUGGUAUUCUAUUAUCGUCGUCGUGUCUCGAAUUUGAAAACUGAAAUCCAACAUGUGCAGUAUAUAAGCGAUCCAAGCCAGAAUAGGGUAGGUCGGCAUAAUUUCGAUAAUCCCGUUUACGGUUUCCCAGAGCAACAGCAACAACAACGCUUACUCAACAAGAUGCGCCCACAUAUCAAUAAUUUGGGGCGAUGUGAUUUAUACAAUUAUAACUCAAAUUCCAGCACCGGAUCUGCUUCGUAUUCUGGCAACAUUUCCGAUGAUAAGUUUGUCAAGAAUUUUAAUGCCGAUCUCACCAAUCCGAAUAUAGAUUAUGCGUAUGAAGAUCCCUUGAAAGUGGAGCAUGUUUACGAUGAAAUCAAGCAGAAAGAGGGUUACAAUAAUCCCGUCAAAGUCUAUUGCAAGAAACUAUUUCCUGAGGGUAAGAAAACGAAUUCAAGCCAACUAUAUGUGAUCUGGUAUGAGUACGACCACUUGGAUUACUCGCGGCCGAGUACGUCGCAGAAGACGCACUAUCAUCGCAUGAACGACACGACGCUCAAUAUAAAUCGCGACGAAGAGAAACCGAACAACUUCAAAGCAAUGGACCAACUGUUAGAGAAGCCAAACGCUGCAAAUGGCAAUGCACUGACGGCAUUCGAGGAAGCGCCAGAAGAAGAAGAAGCCUCAACGUCUCUGGCAGCACUUACCAAGCAAUAUCUGGCAAGUGCUGAGGAUACGACAAGUGAUAGCAUUUGCGAUAAUGCAUCGACUGCCUCACCCAGUUCCAGUCAAGCUAUAUAAAUAUGUUCAUCGGGAGCAAUUUUUGUGCAUACAUACAGACAUAUAUAUAUAUAAAUAUUUUUUAAAUGCGUUCAAUUAUAUUUGCUAAGCAGUUUUGUAGAAAUAUGCAAUUUAUGCAGCGUGAACUCUAAAAAUUCGUCAAAUUGCUCGGGUUUGCGAACGAAAUUUUUUUAAAAUUAUUUUUUAUAUGAAAUAGCUGCAAGCAAUACAUAUUAUGCAAUAAUUAAUUUCUGCAAGAAUUUUGGUGAUUUUUACUGUUUUUAUAAUUAUUUUUAACAUAUUCAGCGCUUGCCUUGUUGUUGUGUCAACGUAAAAAUUUUUUUUUGGCGAUUUCUAGAGUUCACGCUCAGGAUAUGCAAGAGUCACGCUCUCAUAUUUUUAUGCAGCACCACACGUUUUCAUGAGUGUAGGUGUGAAUCACGACGCGUGUCAUACAUAUUUAUACAUAUGUAGAUAUUUUCAAUUUGUCUAUUAUUUAUUCACUUGUAUGUUUAUGUAUUUGGAACUGAUGAGUAUAUUAUUACACCUAUAUAUUUGUAUAUUUCUAUGCUCGAAUAAUAUUUGUAUAUUUUUAAAGCUUUUAUUUCUAAUAUAAAUUCAUUUAAAGCAGCGAAAAACUAAUUAGCGAAAUAUUUAUAAUUUGAGACGGCAAAUUAUUAAAAAAAAAAUUUUAGUUAAUUUUUUGUUUUAAUCAAUUUUAUUUUAAUUGUUUUUAUAUUUUUUAAUCAAUAAUUAAUAACUUUUUAAAUUUAUUUACGAUUUUGUUUAAAUAUUUUUUUAUAUAUUAAUCAUAAAUAAUCAAUAUUAUUUUUUUAUAUAUUUUAAUCAAUACAAUUUGAAUUUUUUAUUUCUUUCAAAUUGAUUUUUCUUUAUUUUUUAAUUUUUUUAAAUUUUUUUAGUUUAAUAGAUAUACAUAUAUUAUAUACUAAUACUUUUUUAUUUACGUUUUUUUUUUUUAAUAUUUUUUUGUAUGUAUAUUUUUUUAUAUUUUACAAUUUUUUUUAGUUCUUAUAUUUUUUAAAUAAAAAAAAUGUUUAUAUUUUUUUGUUUUCGUUUAUAUUAAUUUUUAUUUUUUUAUUAUUUUUAGCAUUUUUAAUUUAAGAAUCAAAACAGACUUUUGCAUGUUUCAAAGUUAAGGCGUAUGUAUGGUCGCAUCGGCAUCUGUUGUGUGAUUGAUAUUUUUAUAAUUAGUGAUAGUGUGUUGUUUUAGAUACAUACAACAAUAUAUUAUCGUCGCAUAUACAUGCCCAUAAAAUUAUGAUAUUUACACAAUUUAAUGCAAUUACAUUUCUAAAAGAAAACUUUUACAAAAGCUUGUACAGUGCAAAAUGUAAACAUUUUUCGGAAAAAAUUAUAACUAAUAAAAAAGAUUUUUCAAAAACCGGCAAAAAUUUAAAUAAAGUUCAAAAUUAGAUAAAUUGAAAAAAAAAACUAAAUCAAGAAAAAUUGUUAUUGUACGCAAAAUUAUAUAAAUUUAAACUAAUUAAAAAAGUUAAAAUUUUUUUUAAUAAAUAAAAAUUAUAAUGAAAAAAAAAUUCACAAUUUGGAAACUAUUAUCAUGCCUAGAAACAAACCAAAAUAUGAAUAAAAUAGAAUUCCAAAUUUGAAAAACUUGGAAUAUUUUUUAGAAACAAGCAACUUGAAAAAUAAUUAUGCCGACAUUAAAUAAAAAUAAUCGAAAGACAUAUAAAAUGUUUGCUUUUUAGGCAUCCAAAUCGAAACACUUUGCUCAAUUUUUUGAAACGAAACGCAAUAAUUAUAAAAAUUAAUAUACUUACUUGUACUGUAAACACAAAUACAUACAUAAAUGUUGUCAGUUAUAUAACGAGUACCUCUUCCCAAUAAAAAGCAAAAAGAAAAUAUAUAUAAACAAUUAUAUAGUGUAAUGUAUACAUAAAGUAUUUAAAUUAAAUAUAACACCACAUAUCUUUCAAAAUUAAAAAUUAUAUAUUUACAAGUGCAUAUAAGGAAACAUACAUACCUAUGUAAAUACGUAUGUACGCAAAUUAAUGAGUGAGAAGCAGCAAUAAUUGAAACUAGAUAUUCAACAAUUUUCGAACAGUUUUGUGCAAAAAAAAUUAAAAGAAAUUUACGAAAAUAAAAAUUGAAUAGCAACAAAAGGAACCAAACGAAACUUCAAACAAUACAAUUACAAAAUAUUCGGCAUAGAAAACAUAAAACCCUUGCAAUCAGGUUUAAAGUAUUAAAAAUCUAAUUGAAAUUAAAAUAUUAGGGUGUUAAAUAAAAAAAUAUAUACAUUAUAUUAAAAUUGAUAAAAAUUACAAAUAUACAUAUACAAAAAAACAUACAUAUGUGAAACAUUUCCAACAACUUUUUUUUUAUUUUUUAUGAAUGUGAACAAUAUUUUGUAAAAUUUUUAAACCCCUAGUAUAAGAUUUACAAAGUAAAAAAAAAAUCAUAAUAAUUUUCAUGCGCCAAAUUUUAAAAAUAAACCUAUGUUUAGUAAUUGUUUGUAAGGUAUAUAUACUUCUAUAUGUUAAAAAAUUAAGUUAUUUCAUACCUAUAAAUAUAAUUUAGAAAAACAAAGAAUCAUUCGAGUGAGAAGCUACAAGAAAAUGCAAAGCAUAUUACAUAAUUUACAAUUCAUAAGAAGAAGAAGAAGCAUAUAAAACCAGCAAUCAGCACUUUGGUGUGAAUAUUAAACAACAUUUAGCAGCCAUAUUGCAGCAUUUUCAAAUUGAAGCCCUGUGGCGCCCACUAUAUUUUCUAUAUAUAAAAUAUAUUAUAUAAAUAUAUAUUUUGUGUGCGAAAUAAUUGUGUUUAUUACGAAUUACUAGUACUCGUAGAUACAUAUUGUACAAUAGAGAAUAUGUUUAUUGUAAAUUAAUAAAUAUUUUUAAACAAAAACAA